ACAUUGUUCCUGCUUCCUCGGAUCAAUUCCGUGGGUUUAAUAUAAAACGCCAUUGUCGUGGUUGCACCAUGUCUUCAACCCAUGAAAAAACAUUUUGGAUGAGAGUGAACCCUGAAGAGACACUGAGCACUUCAUUCUGUCCUUCAAGGCGAUGGAUUCCAACCAGAAAGAGGAUGAUCACCCCUCCCGCCGAAACUCGGUCCCUGGGACGGGCAAUUUUUAUCCACAGGAUCAAUAUCCGACGACCGACCUAGAAACAGGCAACUCCAGCCAGGCGGCGGCUGACAACCAUGGUUCUGCCACGGCGAAGAAGAGCAUUUUCGGCAUCUCAAAUUGGCGAAGAAGUCGGCCACGCACUAAAUCAAAGCCUUCGCUUUCAGACACAGAGAAGGCAGUUGUCGGCAAAAACUUAGAGACUCAAUAUCAGGAAAUUCCCUCCCACAAUGAGUCGUCUGACAGUACAAAACUACCUCAGUACACGGAAGAGGCUAAACAGCUGGUACGAUCAUUCACGCAAGCUGGACUGGACGCCAUGCACGCCGACCCAAGGUCGGGCGCCGAGACGCCAUAUAUAGACAAACAUCUUUCCGAUGUAGAUUAUGUUCCACCGCCAUCACAUUAUCGGCCCAGCGUCUUUGGCGCCAUUCUCAGCUCAAGGCUCAACCACAUCAUUCAGGAAACCUCAGCACACCGAGGCCGUGGGCCGGCACAUGGACACCAUCAUGAGCCUGGAGUCAACGCAAGAGGCAACAAGUCUUCCCACCAGAGGUCUCGCUCUCACGAUUCAUCGCCUCUUAUCUCCGGCACAACAACGCCAACCAAGAAAAUAAAAUGGUACGAAGAGCGACAGCAACACUCCCUGGCAAGCGCUUUGAUGCAAGCCGGCAUGUCAACAACAAGUCUUGGACUCCCAGCAACUUCAAACGUUGUGUCAAGGCCUACAUCUCUACGGUUUCAGUCAACCGACGAUCUUCUCCCUCCAACAGAGGGCCAGUCCCCCUCCAACUACCGACACAGUGCCUCAUCAGCAUACGUUGAUCUCCAAGGGGCCGUCGUUGCUGAAGUGGCCGAAAUCAUUGCCUGUCGAAAGUACCUGACCAAGUUGUGUGGCGCUCUCAUGCGAUAUGGAGCCCCUACCCAUCGUCUGGAGGAAUACCUCCGUGCAUCGGCGCGUGCCUUGUUGAUUGACGCCGACUUUUUGUACAUCCCAGGCGCCAUGGUGUGUACAUUUUACGACCACACAAUUCAAGCCAACAACGUCGAGGUAGUCCGAGGAGUCAGUGGGCUCGAUUUUGGGCGCUUGAGGGAUGUCUUUGACGUCUACAAAUGCGUCAUUCACCACAAGUUGACUGCUGAACAAGGCAUUCUGCAGGUGGACAACAUCCAGAAGCGUCCCGACCGGCAUUCACAGUACUUCAGAAUCCUCAUGUUUGGAUUUGCCUCCCUGGCAGUGGGUCCGUUUUCCUUUAAUACCCGAAUCAUCGAUUUACCCCCCAUUUUCAUCCUGGGCUGUGCUCUUGGCUUCCUGCAGAUCAAGGUGGUGCCAAAAUCUGAACAGUUCUCCAACGUCUUUGAGGUCUUUGCUUGCGUCAUGAUAGCCUUCAUCUCGCGGGCCUUGGGUUCUAUCAAGGGCAGUGAUGGCGCCUACAUCUUCUGCUUCUCUGGUGUGGCUCAGAGCAGUAUUGCCAUGAUCCUCCCAGGUUUCCUCGUGUUAAAUUCUGCAUUGGAGCUGCAAAGCCGUAACAUCGUUGCCGGGUCAGUUCGAAUGGUGUAUGCCAUCAUCUACGUGCUCUUCCUGGGCUUUGGGCUCCUGGUUGGAACCACCGUCUUUGGUCUCAUCAAGCGCGAUGCUGUCGACGAUGUGACGUGUCGUGUGCCAGAAUGGUUCUCUCCCGACGGGGUCAACUACAAGCUGUUGUACACACGCUUCAUCUGGGCUCCUCUGUUUGCUUGUGGGGUGGCCCUGGUCUACCAGGCCAAGUGGAAACAGCUCCCAGUCAUGGCGCUAAUAGCUGUGGCAGGCCAUCAGGCCAAUUUCUGGAUAUCGACUCAGCUGUCUAGCAACCUUCAAGUUGCCAACGCGAUUGGUGCCUUUGUCAUCGGCUGCCUCGCGAAUCUGUACUCACGCGUGUUUCACGGCCUCGCGGCAGCGGCGAUGCUCCCGGCAAUAUACUGCCAAGUGCCUGGUGGUCUCGCAGCCUCAGGGACGCUGGUGGCUGGGGUUGAUUCAUCCAACCAGAUUAUCGGCAACAGCACUGCCAUCACCAUUAUCAACAAUGGUACACAAGGCUUCAUUGCUGCUCAAGACGAUCCCAACAGCGUCUAUGGUGGGACCAUCUUCAAUGUUGGAUAUGGAAUGGUCCAGGUAGCCAUUGGAAUUAGUGUCGGGUUGUACCUGAGCGCGCUUGUCGUAUAUCCCUAUGGGAAGCGGAGGAGCGGACUCUUCAGCUUCUGAGGUUUGCGUCUUUCAGACAUUCCCAUUCCCCAACUAACAAAAUAUCACCGAACCAUUUUGGUUGUAUAAUAUGUCUAAUAUCUCACUAAGAUGUCAAAAUUUUCUGGGCUCGUCCAGAUGGGCCACAAGGUCCACCGUUCGUCGUGUGGCUGCCAUGGAAUCUUUUUGAAACUACAUCAACUACCGCACACCACAGCGCCACCAAUUGGAGGAUUCCUACAGCAAUUACCCACGCAUCUCGAAGAGAUGGAGAACCCCUGCGAUAACUUGCCCUUGCAAUCUGGAAAAGCGAUAGCGGCAUAACAACUAUAUCUUCGAAGGUAGCCCACGCGCCUGAGUAAGUCCAGAGCACCAUUACACGCGGCAUAGGAUGCGUGACGAUGUCUUCUAGAGAGCCAUCUCAGUAACCAUUGUCUGUCCAACGAUGAGAAGGCCAACUGGAACGAAGAUUGCCGUCGACAAAAGUUGACAGGAAAUACGACACGUCCUGGAAUCGCACAUACAGCCUAGCUGGAAUAAGAAGCGCAACAAGCAUGCUAGUAGCAUGAUAUUGAAGUCCUCUGUGGUGUCUCAUCAUGCGUCUUGCAGUCGAUAACAGAGGUGAGGUGAGGUGAGUCUUGACGACGAGGUAAUUUACCGCCUUAACCCCAUUGCUAUUUCAAUUCGUCAAUUGUAUGUCAUGGCCCGGCUCUUAGACCAGACUGCUAUCACAGCUACGGCGUGCGGUUGAUUUCCGAUGCUACGCUAUGCACCCAGCAUUUGGUCUCAGGUUGAGAUGACUCUGGUUGCUCGUUCUUGUUAUGAUGAGGCAUGACUGCACGCCGUGUCUCGUGGCUCAAGCUGUUGGCAGUGAUUCUGAGAUAUGAAUUAGGGGACAUUUCGUCGCACCAGUGCUCAAUAAUGGCAUGAUGGCCAGAGUAAAAGAUGGUUGUUUGGUAUGGUAUAGUGAGUGUAGGUGACAUUCCAGUACCAGAGCCUAAUGACCUUGAACAGUAAGCCUGAUGAUGUAAUAUAGAUGAUAAUGUCCAACGAAGUAGUAUUUAGAAAGAUUGAUUUGCAGGCC
Exophiala mesophila is the source of this 3518-nucleotide messenger RNA. RefSeq lists its product as uncharacterized. Gene Ontology annotation, molecular function: transmembrane transporter activity. The transcript is spliced from 2 exons. Bases 152 to 2455 code for a protein of 767 amino acids. Gene Ontology annotation, biological process: transmembrane transport. Lineage: Eukaryota; Fungi; Ascomycota; Eurotiomycetes; Chaetothyriales; Herpotrichiellaceae. The record is from RefSeq and is a predicted model, not a curated record.